AACGCCCCCCCCGGUUCCGUGGGAGCAGGCAGCCGCUUUUGGUUCCGCUUCAAAAACAAGUAUAAGCCGAUCAGGUCGCAGAUGUUUCCAACAAGUUCAGGGGGCGCCAUGGAGGGACUUUAUUUUGAGGCGAAGCCCACGAGCCACGCGUCCCGCGGCGCCCGCGUACCUUCGGAGACCGCUCCGUCACUUCCACCCGAGACGACUGGCGGCGAUUUGACGGGAGAGGCGGAGGAGGUCCGCUACGAGCUGACCUUGGUGGGUUCCCUCCCGGUCCACCCCGCGACCACGACGGCGAUGCUUCCCUGGGUGGUGGCCGAGAUCGGCCGGUCGCGGGAGCCGGGCUCCGCCGCGUGUCUGCGCGUGACGCCGUCGUGGGUGCGCUGUGUUUGCGCGGAGGCCCGGGGACUGCCGUGGGACCCCUUGACCCACACGGUGCUGUUCGAGUGCCGAGCCCACCGCGUGGCCAAGCUCAUCCACGACAGCCAGGACCCCGCCAGCUUCGGGUGCCUGCUCAGAGAUGCGUCGCACUGCGCCUGCUACGUCUUCAAGUGCCGCGAGAGCGCCAAGGUCCCUGAGAUCAUCAGUACGCUCCGGCAAGCCGGCAAAAGCUCUGCACGCGGCGAUGACGUCCUCGUCGCUCCCAACAAGACUUUGGCGGUCCCCAGCGACGCCCAGCCAUCGGAACGGCACCUCAGCGGUUCUUCUCUUCCCGCCUUGGCCUCCAAGCCGGCCCUGUCGCCCACAACCUUUGCCAAAAAGUUUGAGGUGCUCUUUUGCGGCCGUGUGACCGUCGCCCACAAGAAGGCCCCCCCGGCGCUCAUAGACGAGUGCAUUGAGAAGUUCAGCCAGUUAGCUCGGGCCUCGGGGAUCGCGAGAAGAGGGGUAAACAACGGCGGGUUGGCGGGCGGCCUGAGGCGGGCGUUAGCCUUCCAGUCGAACGGACCGAGGAGUCCGAGCUUAGGCGACGGCAAACGGCCGCCGCUGUUCCAACGGGACCCCAGCUUCCCGUCUCUGCGGGCCCUGGAUGAGAACGGCCUCUCGCCGGAGAUCUCUCAAGCCAACACUACAGAGGCGCAGGCCCACCCGGCCGGGGUGCGGCCCACCAGCCUGCAGGAGAACAGGACCAUGCUGUUCACGGUGGGCAGGUCGCAGAUCUUUUUGGUCAGUCCGGACACUAAGAAGGUUGCCAUCGAAAAGAGUUUCCGAGAAAUCUCUUUCUGCUCACAAGGUAUUCGGCACGUGGACCACUUUGGCUUCAUUUGCAGGGAGUUUGUGGAAAUGGGAAGCUGCCAUUUUGUGUGUUACGUCUUUCAGUGCACCGAUGAAUCAUUGGUGGACGAGAUCAUGCUGACCUUGAAGCAGGCGUUCUCCGUAGCAGCUUUGCAGCACAAUGCGAAGAACCCGAGCCAGCAGUGUGACGGCUGCCCCGUGCUGCAGCUGCACAAGCUCUGCGAGAGAAUAGAAGGUCUAAAUGCAUCCAAAACCAAACUAGAGCUUCAGAGACAUUUGGCUACUCUGGACAACCAGGAUCAAGCUGCAGUCUUUGAGAGUACCAUGAAGUCUCGUCCUAAGAGUGAACAGGAAGAAAAUGAGCACGUAAUGGCGUCUUUGAGAAACUUGUAUGAGGAGAGACAGAAGCUCCAUCAUCAUCAUCAUCAUCAUCAUCAUCCUCUGCCCAAGGACACCAAACAGAACGAGGAGAGGGCUGCCGCCCCAGUUGAGGCGCAGCCGCAAAGUAGCAGCCGACAGCGUCUUGAGCAGUUCAAGAGUCGAGCGAAGCGCUCUCUGACCGAGUCCUUGGAGGGGAUAUGGAAGGGAAGCAGCAAGGCCGUUUCUCAACCAGACAGCAGUGAAAGAAGCCACAGCACCUCCUCCAUUUCCACUGUCAAUAGCCAGAACCGGUCCCGCUCAGAUGACCCCCUAGCUAACGCCUCCCGAUUGAUACCCACCGGCUCGCUCAGGUGCCACAACUCGACCGGAGACCUGAAGCAGCUCGACCCCUUUGCCUCCCCGUCCCCCGGCCCCUCCUCCUCUUCGCCAGGUGACGCUCAGCCGCUGGGCUUCCGGAGACGGGCCAGCACCUUCAGCCACCCGCGUACUCCCUCCUCGUCGGAUGAUUCCCCGACGGGCACGUUAAGUUGCACGCCGCGGCAGGACCCUGCGGCUGCUUCGAAGCCCAAACUCUUGCGACACUACUCGGUCAGCACCGACAAGCCGCACCAGAGCAAACGCCUUCCGUCCGACACUGCCCUUCCUCCCGUUCCUAACUGCUCCUCAUCCUCCUCUCUUCUGCUCCCUCCUUCCUCUCCUUCAACCGGAGCAAGGCUCAGUAAAAGACGUCCUCUGGGUGGACUGCGCGCUCGACUCCACUCCUCCUCCUCUGUUCCUAACUUUUUGAAAUUUCAAUUCCUGGCCCCUGUUGAAGAAAACGACUGCCCAGAACCAAAAAGCAGAGAUGUAGCAGCCCUCUAUGUAUCAAGUGCAGAAUAUGGCGUGGGAGACAGCCCGUUGCGCAGUCACCGACACUCCUGGAGGCAGCAGAUCUUCCUGCGGGUCGCGACACCUCAGAAAAACACAGACGUCAUUGAGCGUGGCGAGUGCCUCGAUGGGGGUCGGGCAUGCGGGGGCCCAGCUGCAGUCGCAGGAAGCGUGGACUUGUCCAUGAGGGCGCUGCCCGAAGAGAGAAGCAGGAGGAGCAAAGAGGAGCUGAGGGAACUGUGGAGGACUGCCAUCCUGCAACAAAUCCUCCUGCAGAGGAUGGAACGAGAGAACCAGAAACUGCAGGCUUCUGAGAGCGAUUUGCAGAACAAGCGUCUCAAGCUGGACUACGAGGAAAUCACUCCGUGUCUGAAAGAGAUCACGCUGGUCUGGGAGAAGAUGCUGGGAACCCCUGGAAGGGCAAAAGUCAAAUUUGACAGCGAAACCGUACGUGCGUCAGUUGCUCAAGGGGUGCCCAGGCAGCAUCGGGGCGAGAUCUGGAAGUUCCUCUCGGAGCAGUACCUGCUCAAGCAGACGACGGCAUCCCGGCCGCCGGCCAACGGGGCGCCGUACAAGGAGCUGCUCAAACAGCUCACCUCGCAUCAGCACGCCAUCCUCAUCGAUCUGGGUCGCACUUUUCCCACCCAUCCCUAUUUCCAAGCCCAGCUGGGGCCCGGACAACUGUCUCUGUACAAUAUCCUGAAGGCAUACUCGCUGUUGGACCCUGAGGUCGGGUACUGCCAGGGCUUGUCCUUCAUCGCUGGAGUUUUGCUUUUGCACAUGGGCGAAGAAGACGCAUUCAGCAUGCUUAAAUUUCUCAUGUACGACGUCGGCCUGCGCAAACAGUACCGGCCCGAUAUGAUUAUCCUGCAGAUUCAGAUGUACCAGCUGUCGCGUCUGCUUCACGACUAUCACCGGGACCUCUACGGCCACCUGGAGGAGCAGGAGAUCGGGCCCAGCCUGUACGCCACGCCCUGGUUCCUCACCGCCUUCGCCUCACACUUCCCCCUCGGCUUCGUUGCCAGAGUCUUCGAUAUGCUGUUCCUCCAGGGGCCGGAGGUCAUCUUCAAGGUGGCCCUGAGUCUCUUGGGGAGCCACAAACCUUUGAUCUUGCAACACGACAGCCUGGAGUCCAUUGUGGACUUCAUCAAGACCACCUUGCCCAACCUGGGCCUGGUGCAGAUGGAGAAAACAAUCAAUCAGGUUUGUGAGAUGGACGUCUCCAAGCAGCUGCAGGCCUACGAGGUGGAGUACCACGUCUUGCAGGAUGAACUCCUGGACACGCCCCCGAGCCUCAAUCAACACCAGCGCGCCGCACAGCUGGAGAGGACCAAUCAGAGCCUGAGACAGCAGAACCUGGAUCUCCUGGAGGAGCUGCAGGUGUCGAACGCUCGGGUUUGCAGCCUGGAGAGUCGAGUGGCGGCGCUGGCGCAGUCGGAGAGCCGUCUGAAGGAGCGAGUUUCUUCUCUGGAGCUGGAGAAGCAGCAGCUGGCGAGCACGACCGCCCGCCUCGUCGACCUGCUCGCCGGCCUGGGGGUCCCGACGGGCCCCGACGGUCGCAGGCUGUCCCCGGCGGACGCGGAGUCGACGCGGGAGGCUCUGACUUUGGACUCGGACUCCCCCCGCCAACCCGAGCCUGUCGUGGAGAAGGUGCUCAAUGGACAAGGGGAGACUUGAUUGUCGCCAUCUUUCGCUUCUUUCAUUCGACGGAAAAAGGAGAAUCAUUGUGAUAAACAAGCUUGUGAUUGGACCAGCCAAUCCCAAAGAUGGCACUGCCCCCCCCCCCCCCCCCACCAAUCACGGGCCGCACUUGAACUUCUUUCUGCAACCCGUGCGGCCGCUUGUUCCCAAAGAACCAAAACGAGAGCGAGCGACUGAGGACAGUUCACGAGUCAAACCAAAUGGAAAAAGUCCACCUAAAGAAAGCGUAGUCGUGACUGCAUUUCAUAUUUCUUUUGCCGUUACAGGAGGAAGAACAUGACGUCUCUGUAGUUGAGCCUCCAGUAAGUCUGUUUUUUUUUUUUUUUUUUUUUUAAUUUAAAUGACCUCGAUUAUGAACACGCACUGCAUCGCUUACACUGUAUUCCUCCCCCCUCCCCCUCCCUCCCCCCGCCACAGCAUCAGCAUUUAAGUCGCCUGUGCAACAAUCACUUUGAGUUACACUGUAAACAUUUUAUGCCACGCAUCACUUUGUUUUAUUUGAAAUGAUUAUUCUGUUAUAGGCGAUCGUGAAAUAUAUUCCAUAUCAUUUCAGCACAUCUGAGACCGUUUUUGUGCGUGUGUGUGUGUAAAGGUGUCGCGCAUGCUUAAAGAUGGCGUUUGUGUGCCUCUUUCUUGUCUCUUUAAACAAACACUAUUUGCUUGAUAUCAAUAUUGAAGAUAUGCUAAUACACGGGAUGAAGAAAUAAUGCCAGCUUGUUUCCAGGAAUUCCUGGUGGGGGCGGAGAAAGUGUGUCAGCACAAGUUUGUGUCUUUGUUAGCUUGGCGGGCGGGCGGGCGUGCGUGUCGCGCGACUCGUCCACAAAGAAUGAAAAUAGAACUUUGAGGAAAUAUUCAAUUUUAUUUCGAGAGCAAAAGUACUGCAGAUAAUGAUAAAACGAUUCAUACCAUUCUGAAUCUUCGAUGAAAGUUCUUGCAAAAUUUCAUUUUCAGUCUUCCGUGUUUGACACACAUCGACAAGAUUGUCGUGAGCGAUUCUGUCAAAUUUUCAUUGCGAUAAGUUCAAUUUGUUCCAUGGCAAAGUUCUCAAAUAUUGCACGUCUAUUCAAAUGAAUGGAAAAGCUAUUAAUCGGUUCCAGAGUGAGACCCUAGCAGGGGCGUGUACCCCCCCCCUCCCCCCCCGUUCCUUUAUGGGCUAAAAUCCUCAAGAGGUUUCUCAGACUCACGUGUGAAAUUGCUGAAAUCUUUUGGACUUUUUGUCAUCGAUCCUCUCGCGAUGUUGAGUGCACCUUUUUGUGCAGGUUGCGCCGCUUUGCCCAACAUUUCAGUACCGGCGACUUUCGUGUACUUGUUUCUGUAGUUUUGUACUCAAUUUAUUGUGCUGUCCCACAUUUCAAAAGCAAUGUCUGAUUUCAAUUUGUUGCAAUUCAGUAAAUGUUGUUCUUUGAGCGCC
Molecule: messenger RNA, 5593 nt
Organism: Syngnathoides biaculeatus (alligator pipefish)
Lineage: Eukaryota; Metazoa; Chordata; Actinopteri; Syngnathiformes; Syngnathidae
Gene: tbc1d1
Product: TBC1 (tre-2/USP6, BUB2, cdc16) domain family, member 1
Exons: 23
Coding region: 82-4158 (1358 amino acids)
Source: RefSeq, a predicted model, not a curated record